Osmerus eperlanus (European smelt) is the source of this 7723-nucleotide messenger RNA. Its product is annotated as multiple PDZ domain protein. Lineage: Eukaryota; Metazoa; Chordata; Actinopteri; Osmeriformes; Osmeridae. Gene Ontology annotation, biological process: microtubule organizing center organization; tight junction assembly; regulation of microtubule cytoskeleton organization. Gene Ontology annotation, cellular component: bicellular tight junction; cytoplasm; apical part of cell. The record is from RefSeq and is a predicted model, not a curated record. The transcript is spliced from 49 exons. Gene Ontology annotation, molecular function: protein binding. The coding region runs from base 214 to 6558 and encodes 2114 amino acids.
ACUCGGUGCCGCUAGUGCUGAAAAUGUCUAUAGAAGAUCAGGUUACGUGACGCCCCAUCUUUAAGCCAGAGUCUGUGCGCCGUUAGCUGGAGAAGAACGAGAAAGGAUAUGUCCCGUGUCCGCAGGAUAUAAGGGUCAACGCAUAUGCUGUGACUAAGGGAAUCCGAACACUCGCAAUUAACUGGCACGUUGCAUUUGCCUGAAGGAUACAAGAUGAUUGAGUCAAUGGAUACCCAGCGUGCCUUGCAGGCGGUGGAGCGGCUCCAGGCGAAGCUAAGGGAGCGUGGGGAGGUACCCACCGAGGAGAAACUCAGCCUGCUCAAGUCUGUUCUCCAGAGCCCGCUGUUCCACCAGAUCCUGGCCCUGCAGAAGUCUGUCCAGCACCUCAAGGACCAGGGAGGUGUCCCAUCCUCUCUUGGAAAUGAGCUGAGCGAGCCCUACACAAUCAAACCCAACGGUGGCCAUCUUGCUUACCCAGAAGUCUCCACUGUCCUGCAGAUCAAUGGAAAACCUUCCCCCGAGGAGUUUGAGCACAUCAUUCGCUCCAUGGCUCAGGGCCGCUACGUGACCCACAUGGAGCUGUUGAAGCCGGUGUCAGGGGGGCUGGGUUUCAGUGUGGUGGGCCUGAGGAGUGAGAACCGGGGAGAGCUGGGGAUCUUUGUCCAGGAGAUCCAGCCUGGCAGCGUGGCUCACUGCGACGGGAAGCUGAAGGAGGCGGACCAGAUCUUGGCCAUCAACGGCCAGCCCCUAGACCUGACGGUGACCCACCAGCAGGCUAUAGGCAUCCUGCAGCGGGCCUCGGCCAGCGUCCAGCUGACCGUGGCCAGGGGCCCCAUCCCCCAGCUGGCCAGCCCCGUGGUGUCCAGGACCCCCUCGGCCGCCAGCACCCUGUCGGCUCACUCUAGCGCCGCCUUCUGGCAACACGUGGAGACCAUCGAACUGGUCAACGACGGCACAGGCCUGGGGUUCGGCAUCGUGGGAGGAAAGACCACCGGGGUCAUCGUCAAAACCAUCCUGCCCGGAGGAAUCGCUGACCAGGACGGCCGCCUGCGCAGCGGGGACCACAUCCUGAAGAUCGGGGACACGGAGCUGCUGGGGAUGGGCAGCGAGCAGGUGGCCCAGGUCCUGCGGCUGUGUGGCAACCGGGUGAAGCUGGUCAUCACCAGGGGGCCCUCCGACGACCCGGCGGCGCCCGUGGCGCUGCCCACGCUCGCCGAGCAACAGGGCUAUGAGGAAGAGGAGGACGAUGCUUUUGAUGUGGAGCUGACCAAGAACGCCCAGGGCUUGGGGAUUACCAUCGCCGGCUAUGUGGGGGAUAAGAACUCUGAGCCGUCUGGUAUCUUUGUGAAGAGCAUAACUAAAGACAGUGCCGUAGAGCAGGAUGGAAGGAUUCACGUUGGAGACCAGAUCAUAGCUGUGGACGGGAUGAACAUCCAGGGCUUCACCAACCAGCAGGCCGUGGAGGUGCUGCGUCACACGGGCCAGACUGUGCUCCUGAAGCUGGUGAGGCGGGGCUUCCGGCCGGAGGAGAUCCCCCCAGCCAUGGCCCCCAGCGCCAUGGUCCUCCCAUCCGCCGUGGCCCUCCCAUCCGCCAUGGCCCCCAGCGCCCUGGUCCUACCCCCAGCCAUGGCCCCCAGCACCCUGGUCCUUCCCCCCGCCCCCGAGGCCAGGGACCUCACUCUGGAGAGGGUGAACGCGGAGAUCGCUCAAGAGGAGAAGCAGUUCCAGGCGAGCAGUGGAGGAUCUCAUGCUGUCCUGCCCAAGGAUCAGCUGAUAGAAGACAGAGACGGAGUCAAGCUCACAGCGGAGGAAGAGGAGGAGCUGAUGAACAAAUGGCAGAACAUUCUGGGCCCCAGCAAUGAAGUAGUUGUGGCCCAGGUGGAGAAGUUCAGUGAGAGCAGUGGGCUGGGCGUGAGCCUGGAGGCCAGCGCUGGACACCACUACAUCCGCUCCGUGCUGCCCGAGGGCCCCGUAGGCCGCUGUGGGAAGCUCUUCAGCGGGGACGAACUGCUCGAGGUCAACGGGAUCUCUCUGAUUGGCGAGACCCACAAGGAAGUGAUCAGCAUUCUGAAGGAGCUUCCUGUUCGUGUUUACAUGGCCUGCUGCAGGCCAGCCCCUCUCUUGCAGAGUGACAUUGACUCUGGACAAUCGGGACUGGAGGCCCUGCCCACGGAACCUAGCAUAGAGAUGCAAGGAGACCCCGUCGGCUUUCUGGUUCCCGGAGAUUCCGAGGGGUUGGAGGCGGCGGAGGCAGGGGACAGACAUGUGACGACGGAGGAGCCGCUGGGAUCUCCUCUGGCCAUGUGGGAGACGGAGAUACAGGACAUUGAGCUGGAGAAGGGCGAGGACGGACUGGGAUUCAGCAUCCUGGACUACCAGGACCCGACGGAUCCGGCUAAGACGGUGAUCGUGAUUCGCUCGUUGGUGCCAGUGGGGGUGGCGGAGAUUGACGGCAGGCUGUUGCCGGGAGACCGGCUCAUGUUCGUCAACAGCACCAACCUGGAGAACGCAAGUCUGGAGGACGCCGUCCAGGCACUGAAAGGGGCCGACAUCGGCAAGGUCCGAAUAGGAGUGGCCAAGCCGUUGCCAUCCUACGAUGAAGAGGACAGUCCAUCGUCAUCCUCGGCCAUGCGUGCUCUUAUCUUUGCCACUUUGCUAGUGAAAGAGAGGGAGGAGUCAGCUGACAGCUUCCUCUUCCGAGCAGAGCCGGCAUUGAUUGACUCCAACGAUGUGGACUUGUCCGAAGACAGAGUGUUUGAGCAUCGCUUCUCGGGAGAGGAAGACGACACAUACCAGGCGUCCAUGAUUGCCCUCCAUGGAAGCACCUGCAGCUCUGACCCAGACUACCAGAUCACCCUGCACUCCUCCACGCCCAAGCGAACGACUCGUCUGGGUUUGUCGGACGAGCGUCCUUCCUUCGCGACCGUGUCCGAGGUCGGCGACGACACCGAGGCCUUCUCCCUCGAGGAGAAGCCGAUCGCCUUUCCUUCGCCGCCCAGCUGCACGGGAGGUCACGCCGGUGCCGCGCCGCUCGCCGAAUCAGAUCUCUGCCCGGGGAUUCUUUCAGGACGACUGGCACCCGCGGAUUUGUCAAUCUCGUGCAGUCCAGAUUCCAGGCCCAGUUCUAAUCUUAUACCGGAGGCAACGGCGUCUCUCCAUUUUCAGAUGGAGACCACCAUUUCUAUCGGGGACAUUGGAGAGAUACGCGUUUUAAUGAAGGGAGAAGGGCCUUGUGCUAAAGAGUCUACGGAGGAUGCUGACAAGGAAGAGCCAACCUCUGGGAGCAAUUUUGAAAGGACUAUCACUGUUGUCAAGGGCAACUCCAGUCUUGGGAUGACGGUAAGUGCCUUGAAGGACGGUAUGGGGAUGCUCAUCCGAAGCAUCAUCCACGGGGGCUCCAUCAGCCGCGAUGGCCGCCUGGGGGUGGGAGACCUCAUCCUGGCCAUCAACGGGGAGCCCACUGCUCACAUGACCAAUGCCCAGGCUCGCGCCAUGCUGCGAAGACACUCCCUCAUCGGGCCAGACCUGGGAUCGACCUGUGCACCCGAGGACGAUCUGUGCCCGUUUUAUGUCAUUACCUACGUUCCUGCUGAGUAUCUGGAGGAGUACAAAGCGAGCCUGGAGCAACCUAAAGAGGAUGUGUUUUUGGACCCAUCCCGGGCCUCAAGGAGAGCUGCCUCUGAGCUCCCAGAGAGAGAGGAUGGAGAGGGAGAGGAGAGUGAGCUCCAGAGCUCCUACACCAACUGGAACCAGCCCAGGAAAGUGGAGCUCCUGCGAGAGGUGGGUAAGUCUCUGGGCAUCAGCAUCGUGGGCGGCCGGGGAAUGGGCAGCCGUCUGAGCAACGGAGAGGUGAUGAGGGGCAUCUUCAUCAAGCACAUCCUGGAGGACAGCCCCGCCGGGCAGAACGGAACCCUGAAGACCGGCGACCGGAUCUUGGAGGUGGACGGGGUGGACCUGAGGGACGCCAGCCAUGAGCAGGCAGUGGAGGCCAUCCGCAGGGCAGCCAACCCCGUGGUGUUCCUGGUCCAGAGCAUCAUCCACCGGGCCAGAUCAUCAGCAACGAACACCAAUGAGGAGAGAGCUGCCGCAGCGGCCAAAGCCAAUAGCGAAAAGGAGGUUGAGAGUCACAGUAGACUUUUCCUCCGUCUCUCCCCAACUAAUCCCUUCACCCCUACUCCGUUUAAGAUCCCCAACAGAGAGCAUGGGAAGGUGUCCCCCCCCACCCCUGUCCUCUCCCUCCCUGUGGUUCCUCACGUGGGAGAGACGGACACCGACACGCUGACAGAGAUCCCAGACAGAGUCCCCCGGGAGGAGGAGGAAGAGGAGGAGGACGAGUUUGGCUACAGCUGGCAGAAGAUCCACCAGCGCUACGGAGGCCUCCCAGGCUCCCUCCAGGUGAUGGAGCUGGAGAAGGGCAGGGCCGGCCUGGGGCUCAGCCUGGCGGGCAACCGCGACCGCGCCCGCAUGAGCGUGUUCGUGGUGGGGAUCGACCCGGGCGGGGCCGCGGGGAGGGACGGGCGCAUGAUGGUCGGUGACGAGCUGCUGGAGAUCAACGGACAGAUCCUGUACGGGCGGAGCCACCAAAACGCCUCGUCCAUCAUUAAAAGCGUUCCGUCGAAGGUCAAAAUCAUCUUUAUCAGGAACACGGAUGCUCUGGAGCAGAUGGCCGUGGGACCCAUGAGGGAGUAUGGAGACAUGCAGGAGCCCCACGCAGAGCUGGAAACAUGUGCUUCCAAUCCCCCCGCCGCACUUGACCCGGACGCGUUCAGAAACGUUCAGCACGUCGUCCUGUCCGAGGUGGAGGGUGAACUUGGCAUCACCUUCUGUGUGGAAGAUUCUAGCAGAGGACUGGUGAUUCAGAGCAUCUCUCAAAGUGGACCAGUCGGGAAGGAUGGCAGCUUAAAGGCAGGGGAUAAACUCCUUGCGGUGGACGACAAACCUAUACUGGGCUACUCCACAGACAUGGUCCACUACCUGUUGAGGAAGAGCCAAGGCCGGGUGAAGCUGACAGUCUGCGAGGACGACUUGUCGCUCCCCCUCCCUCCCUCGAUCUCCGGCAGCCACGCCUCAGACAUACCCGCCGCCGGCCUACCCAUCAUGCCUAGCAUCGCCAUGGUCCCAGCGACGGAGCAGCCUGAGGAAGAGCCAAUCGGCAGCUCCAGCCGCCCAUCCACCCCUGACACACUGGACUCAGACCCGGUCACCUGUCCCAUCAUACCUGGCUGCGAGACCACCAUCGACAUCUCCAAGGGCCGCACUGGCCUGGGGCUCAGCAUCGUGGGCGGCUGUGACACUCUGCUGGGUGCCAUCAUCAUCCAUGAGGUGUACGAGGAGGGAGCCGCCUCCAAGGAUGGACGUCUAUGGGCUGGAGAUCAGAUCCUGGAGGUGAACGGCAUCGACCUCCGCGUGGCGACCCACGAUGAGGCCAUCAACGUGCUCCGUCAGACGCCCCCGCGGGUGCGCCUGUCCGUGUACCGGGACGAGGCGCAGUACAGGGAGGAGGACAUGUGGGACUCCUUCUCCCUGGAGCUCCUCAAGAAGCCUGGCCAGGGGCUGGGGCUCAGCAUCGUGGGGAGGAGGAGCGACACGGGGGUGUUUGUGUCGGACAUCGUGAAGGGGGGUGCGGUGGACAGGGACGGCAGGCUGAUGCAGGGAGACCAGUUCCUGGCGGUCAACGGCAAGGACGUCCGCUCCGCCACCCAGGAGGCUGUGGCCGCGCUGCUCAAGUGCUGCGCGGGGCCCAUAAAGCUGGAUGUGGGCCGCUUCAAAGCCGGGCCCUUCCACUCUGAAAGGAGGAUGUCUCAGAGCAGUCAGAUGAGUGAAGGCAGCUACAAGGCGAGCCAUGCCUCCCUGUCAGGUUCCGGAAACCUCCAUGGAGAUCUGGAUAACCGCAGCAGGAGCCAGGACUCACUGGAUCGUCAGGACGUCAGGGCGGUGGAGUUUACCAAGGGCCCCACUGACUCUCUGGGCAUCAGUAUAGCGGGCGGCAUGGGCAGCCCUCUGGGCGACGUGCCCAUCUUCAUCGCCAUGAUGAACCCCACCGGCCUGGCCGCGCAGACACAGAAGCUCAAGAUAGGGGACAGGAUCGUGAGUAUCUGCGGGACUCCGGCUGAGGGCAUCAGCCAUACGCAGGCAGUGACCCUGCUGAAGAACGCCACAGGAACCAUCGAGCUGCAGGUGGUAGCAGGGGGGGAUACCUCCGUGACAGGACCUCCACAGGAGCAUGCAGCUGCUGGUCUCUCUGUCCCUGGUCUCACUCCAAGCACCAUCUUCCAGGAUGACUUAGGUCCCCCCCAGUACAAGAGCAUCACCCUGGAGCGAGGUCCAGAUGGUCUGGGGUUCAGCAUCGUGGGAGGGUUUGGAAGCCCUCACGGAGACCUGCCCAUAUAUGUGAAAACCGUGUUUGGAAAGGGGGCAGCAUCAGAGGACGGCCGUCUGAAGAGAGGAGAUCAAAUCAUGGCUGUCAACGGUCAGAGUCUGGACGGGGUCACCCACGAGGAGGCCGUGGGCAUUCUGAAGAGGACGAAAGGAUCCGUCACCCUCACUGUGCUCUCGUAGACACACACAAACACACACAAGAGCCAUAAAACCAUUCCACUAUUCUCACCUUGCAUCUAUGCACACAUACAUGAGAAAAUGCAGACUGUUGGCACACACACAAAGACAUAUUCGCGCAAACACAUCGAAGGUAGACUGUUCCCACACACACAAACACAUUCACACAAACACAUCAGAACGCAAAAACAAAACAAAUGGAAUACAACGCACACCGACAUAUCUUCCUAAUUAGCUUGUUUUUGUUCCUUUUUCUAGCGUCGAACACUGUGAUCCACAUUUGUAUCCAAGCUAACUUGCUGCAGGUAGACUGAGGUAUUCACUGGACACUGUGGCUCUGAUCUUUUCUUCUGUAGUUUUCUAUGCUCGGGUGUACAAGCUGUAUUAUUGCUACUAUAAAAGAAAGGGGUUCAACGGCCCUCUUGCGCAACACCAGAGAAUCUUGCUAGAUAAAAUACGAUCUUUAAGCCUGACGCUACUGUUACUACUGUCACAUCACUUGGAUAGUGAAGCAACUGCUGUUUUAACAAACACACAAAGAAGGCGAGAUACAAUGGACGCUUGUAAAUGUAGAAGUGUAGACCUUUCUUGUAUGGAAUGAUGUGAUUCCGUGAUGCAGAACACCUCGUCUGAAGGGAAAAACAUUGGAUAUUACCGAUAUCUUGGUCUGAGGAAUGUGAGAGCGAGACUUGUGUGAGUCUGUUUGUGAGCUCGAGCUCACUGAGAGAUAAAAGGAGAACGUGUGCAUGAGAUGCCCACUGACAUAUAGUGCUGCUGCGGCAGAUGACGUGAGGUAUUAUGUAACAGUAUUUGGAUUCUAAAAAAGUAUUACCUAUUUUUGUCUUGAUUUCCUGUCGUUAAAAUAUAGUCUAUCAUUCGAGGCGUAGAAAGCCCACCAGCUGUCUCUCACAGGACAGGGAAUUCUUCCCGACCAUGGUAAAAAGCCAUUAACUUCGGUUUAGAGGACUUCCUCAUCUGGUCACUGGUUCAGGAAGAAAACCUAGCCCUCCACUGUGUAAUGUGUUAAAGGCAGAUACUCUUUAGUUGCACAAAAAUGGAAAGACACCAUGCUUAGUAUUGUACUGGACCUAGUGCGUUCAACACGGUAUUGAGGUGCUCACUGUCUGAAUUAUUAAAAGUGACCUUCAAACUCAAAGCUAUUGACUUG